Molecule: messenger RNA, 7693 nt
Organism: Branchiostoma floridae (Florida lancelet)
Lineage: Eukaryota; Metazoa; Chordata; Leptocardii; Amphioxiformes; Branchiostomatidae
Exons: 3
Coding region: 135-6755 (2206 amino acids)
Source: RefSeq, a predicted model, not a curated record
UUCAAUGCAAAUAGGCCACGCCCGGCUUUUUUCUUUAAGAGGCUGAGCCCUCUCCACGCACUCCUUCAUUCCGUUACGCUGCUUCCACGAGAGGACCUUCUUCAAGAAACCGUCUGAGACGUCAAAAAAAGGAAAUGGUCCGGUCCGCUACACUGCUAGUGGCGUUCGCGCUGCUGGCGUCCACUGCGCAUGGGCAGUUUGAUUUCGGUAACAUCGACCUCGAUGGAACCGGUGAUCCCUUCAUCAUCCUCACCCGGCCUCCUACCCAAGCGCCUGUAGCAAACCCCGUCGUUGUCCAACUUCUCGGGCAGGUUUCCGACUUAAUUAGGCAAUCGGGCGACCCAGAUGGAGCCUUCUUCGCAGAGUACUUGGUCGGGGAGCUGGCCACGGCAGGCAUCACCGUAGACGGCCUCACUCAGGGUAUAAUCACCUCCUGGUCGAACGCGCUAGCUACGGAGGAAAACAACUACGAAAGUCUUGCCUUGCAGUUUGAGUCAGUCGGUACCCAGCUCGGGUUCAAUGCGGCGCAAGUGGCCGCGAAAGCAGUGGCCGAUUAUAACGAGUGGCUGAAUGUCACGGCCAUCUUGCGUGCGCUGUCUGCUCGACUCCAGGGCAUCUCUCCCGACAACAUCGGUGGGGUGGCGUGGCAGAUCUCCACAGCACUCUCCUCCUACGGUUAUCCCAGCGACAACGCCUCUAUUGAGGGCAUCUACAACUGGACCGUCGCGCUUGUUGCCGCAGGGAACAACACGGACGGUGUCGCCAUGGACUUCUACGGUGUCGCCGCAGCCGUUGGCGUGUCUCCCGGAAGCCUGGCACAGGAUCUUCAGCAACUACUGACAGCGGCUUUGGACGAAGGCGAGUUGGUGUACUUCUACCUGAUGGAAGUGAAGCAAGUCAUGAGCAACUUCAACACCUCCUACAUCCGGCAGUUCAGCAUCUUGAUCGCCCAGGAACUCAACACCCUCGGUUUUCCGCUAACCCCUGAGAACAGCGAGACGAUCUACAUGUGGACAUUGGGCCUGUACAAUAACAACGACGGCGACAUCGGCGUAUACAUCAAUCAGUUUUACGAGGUGGCCGCCAGUGUGAACAAGUCGGCAUCGGAGCUCGCCAAAAUCGUUUGGGAAGACCUGACUUCCCAGCUGCAGGGAGGCGCAGCAGUCACCGCGCACCUGAUCGAGGUGAGAAACCUGCUGAGACUGGUGGAGUUCAGCUACAUCAGAGGUCUGAGCGAGUUCAUCGCGUACCAGCUGGUACCUCUCGGCUACCCCGUGCAAAACGACACCUUUGAAGUCAUGUACACCUGGACCGUUGGCAUGUUCGGCAACGACGACAUCACUCCUUUAAUCCAGCAGUUCUACGACGUGGCAAGUCUGGUGAACGUAUCGGCGGCAGACCUAGCUCUGGGACUGAAAGACGCGCUGACUGCACAGCUGACGGGUGGAAUGAGCGUUGUCACAGACCUGAUCGAGGUCAAGAGGCUGCUGAAGACAAGUGAAUUCCAGUACAUCGAUGACUUGAGUCUCCUCAUUACAGGCGCCCUUGUUCCUUACGGUCUCGAGUACAACAACGAAUCUAUCGCAAGUAUCUACAACUGGACCGCAGGUCUCUACCUGUCAGACGACAUCCAACCUUACGUCGAGCAGUUCUACCAAGUCGCCUACAUGCUGAAUACGUCUGCUCCGGAUUUGGCCGCGGGUCUGCGUCAACUCCUGACUGACCAUUUUGCUGAAGUCGAACAAGUGGUGAUGGAUCUGAUAGAAGUCAAGCGCCUACUCAACACCGUUGAGUUCAAGUAUGUCUUCGGUUUGAGCCAGCUGAUCACAGGAGCCCUAGGCCAGUACGGCCUCGAGUACAACAACGAGACCGAAGCUUUUGUGUACCAGUGGACCGCAGAUCUCUACAAUGCCCAAGAUGACUUCGGCCCGCAAGUCGAACAGUUCUACCAAGUAGCCUACAUGCUCAACGUGUCGGUCAGCUAUCUGUCCAACGGUCUGAAGCAGCUCCUGACCGACCAUUUCGCAGAAGUCAAUCAAGUCGUGACCGAUCUACUGGAAGUCAAGAGGCUGCUCGGCACAGUGGAGUUCCAGUAUGUCUACGACCUGAGCCUCCUCAUCACAGCAAACCUCAUGCCCUACGGACUUGAAUACAACAACGAAUCCAUCGCAAUGGUGUACGGUUGGACCGCAGGUCUAUACUUUGCACAAAACGACAUCGGCCCACAAGUCGAGCAGUUUUACCAACUAGCCUACAUGCUGAACACGUCGGUGGUAGACCUCGCGGCCGGCCUGAAACAGAUCUUGACCGAGCAUUUCGACAAAGUCAACGCCGUUGUAGACAACCUCCUACAAGUCCAAACCUUGCUGUUGACACUGGAUGAAGCUUUUCUUCCCGGCUUAGGCCAGUAUGUAACCGGUCAGCUCGCCACUCUUGGUUUCCCCUACAAUGACGAAACAGUUGCACAGUUGACCCAGUGGCUGACCGACAUUCGCAACGGUCUUGACUUUGGAGCCUACGUUCGCCAGUUCUACGAGGUCGCUGCUGUUGUGGGCGUGCCAGAGGUGGAGCUCUCCGGAAAUCUCCUCGCUGGUCUGCGGGAACAGAUCGCUCUGGGCGAGGCAGUCUACUACGACAUCUUUGAAGCGAACCAGGUCCUCCCGCAAUUAAGUGACAUGGACGUGGCCAACACUGUCAACUUCAUCAUCAACUUCAUUACAGACAGAGGCGUCAUGGUCCCAAUGGACUUGGAGCAAGGCAUCAGGAAUUGGACCAUCGCGCUUGCACAGCCAUCAGCAGACCUCCAGCCGAUAAUUCAAGAGCUUUACGGAGUGGCUGAGCUUAUCAACAUCCCGGUGAGGGACAUGUCAGGGGCCUUGGUCGACCACCUUAGGAAGGAGCACUACAGUGUACCAGAUUACAUCGAAGUCGUGGCUCUCAUCCUCCAAGAUAUUAACGUCGCGUACCUGAAGAACGUCUCCGUGGAGAUCACACAAAUCCUGACGGGACUCGGCAUCCCGGUGCCGGCCCCUGAGCUGCAGAUGACAUUGUUUGAGUGGGUCGAGAACAUCGCCCUCAAGCCAGAGGACCUCCCCUUAUACAUCGAUCAGUUCAGAGAGGUCGCGGCACUGGUCAACGUUAACAUUGACGAGCUGGCAUACGGGCUACUCUCAGAAGUGGAAACGCUCGCAGAGGCAUUCCCCGACGGCUUCAGUCCUUCCGUGCAGAACAUCCUCGACAACCUACCGGAACUGAUGCAGCUGUUCUCCACCUACUUCCCCGAUUUCUACGCCAACGUCAACAACCAAGUCCAACAGUUUGGCAUGGCGGCAUGGGCCAACGUAUCGGCAAACCUGACCAACUAUUUCAACAACGCACCACCCGAGCAAGCCAUGAUGUUCGAAAACAAGCUUCCUGAAAUUGCCGCUCUCCUAGGCAUCGACAUCCCAGCUAACGUGCUCCAAGGAGACGCCAACGCAAUCAUUCAGUACAUCCAAAGCCAGCUCCCGGACAUGUACAUCCUGUCGUCGGCUAUCCAACAGGCGUUGGAAGCAAUGACUCAGCAAUUCCCAGCUCAACUCGUCGGAGAACUGCUGGAGGUGAUUUUCGGCGUCGACAUCCCUGAUGAUUUCUCCUUCGAUCCAACCUACAUCGUUCAGCAGAUCCCGGUCUUCCUCGGCAGCCUUGGCGUGCAGGUGCCUUCCAACUACUACGACAUCGUGAUGGCGUUUGCAUCCUUCGAGCAAACCCCAGAGUGGUUCGCCAACAACGGCGCAACCAUCGUCUCUCCCUUUGGAAUCAGCCUCCCCGACGACUUCCAACCCACAGAGGAGUACGUUGCCGCCAACCUCGACAAGAUCAUCCAAACCAUCGCCAACCAGGCGCCACAGAUCGUCGGGGUUCUCUACAACACAACACAGCAGAUCUUUAUGCAAGUUCAGCAAAACAUCGCCGUCAACUCCGGUGGCGACGUCGGCAUGUUCAUUCAGCAAAUCAUCCAGAAGGUUCUGGACUUGCUGCCUGGAGCCAGCGACUACUUCGGCUUCUACCUGCCGGAAGACUACAGACCUGAGUUGAUCUACUUCGCCGAGUGGGGCAUCAACGAGCUCUUCAACCUCAUCCCCACAAAGGAAGAAUUCGUUCAAAUGGCCGUGCAACCAAUCGCUGCUACCCUGGCACCAAACGACACGUGGAUUGCAGAGCUCUUGGAGGAUCAAUUCAGUCUGAUAUACGAUCUGAACAUGGUGUACAUCGAGCAUAUGCCCGACGCUCUCAAGUGGAUCGGCCGAUGGCUUGGUUUCGAACUUCCCGACGACUUCAAGUUGGAGCCCGAGUGGUUCAUCGCCCAGCUGCCCAUGGUGCAGGCGUACGUAGAGCAGAACGCCGGAAUGUGGUUCGACCAAGCGACCAUGAUGUUUGCUGAGUGGUCCGAGCAGGCCAACAUGUGGAUCAGCGGCUUCAUGACGGACAGCCAGGGAUGGAACGACAUGGUCAACGCCUGGAUCAACGACCUACCUCAGACAGUGGCUGGCUUGUUCAACCUCGAUACUCUCUUCAUGUAUUUGGAUCCUGCGAAUGCGCCAGAAUGGAUGACCAUGACACCUCCUCCAAUCCCAUUCGAUGCCUUCCUCACAGACGGAUGCGUCCACGCCAUCGCCUUCAUCCUGGACGUCGACAUCCCCGAAGACUACAAAGUUGACGAUCUGAGCAAAGACUUCAAUAUGCUAGUCAACAAGCUCUUCAUGACGCCGCCCGACUACGAGCUCUCCUUCCUCGGCGAACUCCAAUGGCAGUGGGAGACCUUCUUCGUCAAGCCCCUGAAACUGAACAUCCCAGACGACUUCCAGCCCAGCCUGCAGUACCUUCCUGACGUCAUGAUGUACUUCGGUAUCAACCCGCCAGAUAACUUCGAGCCAACCCUCGACUUCUUCCUGAUGUGGGGUAAAGAGUUCAUGAUGAAGCUUGGGUUCGUCUUCCCUGAGAGGGACAUGAUGGGGGCCCGAGACGACGAUGCCACGGAUGCUCAAGCCGGCGAUGUCAUGUCUAGUGACGACAUGAUGAUGAUGGAUUUCGCGUUCCUUGAGUACAUGGCGGAGUUCUUCAUCGUCAACCAGAACAACUGGCCCAUGAUCAUCAAGGAGGCGGAGACGGCGUUCCCGAUGAUCGCCGCCCACUUCGCCGAAGCCGGGGACAAGAUCGCCAUGACCUUCAUGCGCGACGUGAACAUCAUCCUGCAGGCCUACACAGACUACAACACCAAGGUCGCCAGCAACUUCAUGAACCUGUACGAGGGGAUCUACGAUCACGUCACGAUGCGAGCACAGGUCCUGGUGAAGAAGAUGAUGAUGUACGUGUCGCACAUGAUGAAGCUGGGCAGGCACAACUUCCAGGCUAUGGUGAGGCACCUCCGUCUGAGGCUGUCCAUCGAGCUGCACUACCUGGCUCACCUCGCAGAGGAGUUCAUGAACAACGGAAACAACUACCCCAUCCUGCAAGCGAUCGCCCAACAAUUCCAGCAGCCCAGUCAUCCCAUGAUGAACAUCCUUUCCGGCUUCCUUGACAACUACUUCCAGUCUCAGAACAAGCACCCGAUCGCGGUUCUGCACGACUACCUCCACAGCCGCCCCAGCGUGUCUACAUCCCGCCCUCUCAUCGACGUGAUCGCCAACUACCUCGACGGCAUGUCCAACCGCCCGAGCCGCCCGAUCCUGGAACAGAUCAUGAACUACUUCUCCGGUCAGCAGCAGAGCGCUUGGGACGACGUUGCCGACUUCUUCUUCGGAAUGAACAACAACAACCAGCGCCCUCUUCUGCAACAGCUCUUCGACAAUUUCUUCGGAAGCAACCAACAGCAGUACCCAGUCAUUCAGGCCAUCGCAGACAACUUCUUCGGCAAUUCUCAGCAGCAGUCAUCCCCCGUGCAAAUGCUGAUGGACUACCUCAAUGGGCAAUCGAACAGGCCAAACAUGCAAUCCAUCGUCCAACAGCUCCUUGGCUCCUCUUCAGUCAUCAACCAGCUGUUCGGAAACAACGAGAGGCCAACACCGCAGCAAAUGCUGUACGAGCACAUCUUCGGCAACGAUGGCCAGCGUCCUCAGGCAAGCCUGCAGGUACUCAUCCAGCAGAUGUUUGGCACAAACAGGCCCUCGCCCAACCAGAUCAUGCAGCAGGCAGUCCAAGUCAUGUUCGGUGUUCAGCAGCAGGGCUGGAACACAAACACGUUCUACGACGACGAUAAUCAAGAUCCGCUCGCCUGGCUCCUUGGAGACGACUGGAUGAAUUGGUUCAUGCCGGAAGAGGAAGAGAAUGACAACUGGUUCUCCUGGCUGUUUGAAGAAGAAGACAAGGAAGAUGACAAUAAUGACUGGUUCUCCUGGCUUAUGGGUGAUGAGGACAAGUCAUCAGAGGAGGACAAGGAGGAUAGCUGGCUGUCCUGGCUGUUUGGAGAAGAAGACAAAGAGGACGAUAAGGAAGACGACACACAAGAUUGGUGGUCCUCGUGGUUUGGCGGCGAAGAAGAAGAAGAGGAGAAGCCGGAGAUGUGGUACACGUGGUUCUUCACCCCUCCUAUGGAACAGGACAAGGACUCCUCCGAAUCGAUGGAGAACAACUGGCUCUCCUGGGCGCAACCUCAGAACGAUGACCAGCCGGACACUUUCCUGACCUGGUGGCUGUCGGACGACUCCCAGAUGUACUCCGGAUUCGACCAUCUCGUCAAACCCAUGCAGUUCCUUCGCGGUCGCCAGUGGGGUUAGUCAUCCUAAACAGCACCUUAUAACUCAGGUAGACAACUGCGUAGUGCUCUCCAAAAUCAACACAAUGUAACAGUGGUGGUAGAAUACUUUUCAAGGCUUAGUCAAGAAAAUAUCAGAAGUCAGUGACUUUAUUUCUGAGAAUCUGUAUAGAAGCAAAGUUUGGCUCUUGCGCUAGACAGGGAAAAUACCCUCAGAAGAUGUAAUGUCGAAAAGCAUGGCAGUACUGUAUCUGUAAAAUCACAUUCUUUCACCAGGAAUGAAUGUAUUUUUGUAGAAUUGUUUGAGCGGUGAGAAGAAAAUUCACGACAAACGAAACAAUUGCAUUACUUGGUGGACGUCUUUCCCUUUGUAGCAUUGAGUUUUCCCUGAAAAGUCCUUGGUUUUAUCAAUCAAAUUGAUUGAGUCUACUUUCAAUACAUAGACAUUUUCCGAUUAUCAAAGUCCUUAGACUGUGAAUAGUCAUUUUUAAACAAACAUCGUAUACAUUGUACUCGACUACGCUGUAUCAAUGCAAUGUGUGAAUUUUUUUGUUAAAACAAGGAAGCAUGUACAAGCAAUAAUGAAAAUGUAAGUAAUGACAACAAGAUGUUUAGUGCAGACGACGUAAUUGUUCUUUAAUCAACACGUAAUAUAUGUCAGUGUUCCUUGAUGGAAAUACUACACAACCCUUUUCGUGUGAUGUCGAAAUGUUAUUAUUCGUUCCAAAACAAGAAAAAAAGGAAUGAGCGCUUGUAACCGAAGAAUCUACAAUGUAAGAGUACAGAAAUGUAUUUUUAACAACUUUCAUUCAUUGAUUUAAUACUGUGAUAUGUAAGUUCUAGACUAUCAGGGUUAGAGCAAACAAAUUUGCUCAUUGUGUAUGCAUUGCAAUAUUACACAAGUACGUACUGUUCGAAAGAUUACUGAAUGAUACAAUACAAAUCAUGAUGCUCAUUCCA